Messenger RNA from Durusdinium trenchii, 160 nucleotides. The record is from the annotation of a GenBank genome assembly. Lineage: Eukaryota; Dinophyceae; Suessiales; Symbiodiniaceae.
GCUUCACAUACAGAUGACGCUGCAGGAUGACACUACGUUUGAGGAUUUGAGGCAGCGGAUCGAGAUGUAUGAGCAGGUGAGCCAACGAUGGUCCAGUGAUGGUGGCCUGCAGAUGAGUGUGAAGCCUUUGAUGGACCAAGGAGAUCAAGAGAUUGACGCC